This is a messenger RNA of Rotaria sp. Silwood2, 1129 nucleotides long. The record is from the annotation of a GenBank genome assembly. Lineage: Eukaryota; Metazoa; Rotifera; Eurotatoria; Philodinida; Philodinidae.
AUGCUUGAUGAAAUAACACUAUCAUCAACUAUCUACGAUAAUAAUAUAGUUCAUCAUGAUUUAGCCACUAAAAUUGCUGAAGAAACAAUAGAAUCAUUAGCUAAUGAUGGUAAUGAAAACAUUCCACUAUGGGGCAAAACUGAAACUUGACACAAAAUGAUAUUGAUCUUUCAUAUGUGAUUUUUUUCUCUAGAAUAAAGUAUUUUAACAUGACUCUCAAAAAUCAACUGUUGUUUGUUAAAAUCAAACAAGUUUCAUUGAAAUAAACGAUUGUAGAAAAUAUAUCAUUUUGUUUGCAUUACUAAUAGAUUUAUAUGUAAAUAAUUAAUAAUACAUUGUUGACUUAUUUUUAGUAUGAAUUUUCAAUACUUGUCGCAUAUGUUUUCGUAUAUCAUUAGGAAGCGAAGUUUUGUUUAUCUAUCUGUAAUAAAAGAAUAUCAAUUCUUGGUACAAAUAAAUAUUUCAUAUUGAGAACAUUAUUUGGACUAAAUAAGCAUAUAAAACAGAAACUUACGACAAUCGAAGUUAUUCACUUAGUCAAUAGGUGAGUGAAAGUUACUUUUAUGAAACACGUUAUUCAUCUGAAAGAAAAUGAUAUUACGAUCGUCUCAUGUUCAAACUCAGGGUUGCUUAAUUCAAAUUUUAGAAAUCCAGAUUCGAUCAGGAGAUUUUUGCAUACAAUCUGGUGGAAAACAUAAAGAUUUUUUGCAAUUUUUCUUUAAAAAAAGAGAAUAUCAGACAUUUCUCCUUUAGACAAGUGAAAUGGCCACUAUUAGAAACUCUUGUAAUUUGUCUUUAUCAAAUGAUUAACAAGAAUAAUUAUUUCACACAUGAAAUAAAGAAAAAAGAGAUGCGAUCAGGUGUACAGGGUAUAACAAAAUUAUAGCCCCUUUUGUCGUUGAGAUUUUUCAAUGAAGACGAAUAGUUAGAUCAAAUCUAAAUAGUGAUUUCGAUAGCCCUUGAAGUUCUCUAUCAAAAACAGUAUAGAUCAAUAUCCCCAAAAAAACUUUCCUUAGAAAGUUUUACACAAAACCGAAGUGCUCCAAAAUCAAGUGCCUCUGGCACUUGAGAAAAACAUUUCAAAAUAUAGUCAUCCGAAAGAGCAAAAAAUUCUGAGCAAAAUGAGGGG